AUGGCCAGCUCUCUUUUCUCCCUGCUCACCCUCCCCGUCACCUCCGACGCCUUCAGCGCCGUCCGCCCCUCCGCGGCCGCCAUCGUCGAUGAGUCCGAGUCCCCCCCUCCUCUACACAAGGUCCCGCGACUCGCCCAAGACUCUGACCCCGGCUCCGCUUCCAGGAAGGGCCUCGCGAGCGCCCCUUCCAAGAACACAGCGUGCGUCGUCCGCGUCAAGAUAUCAGGCGCUCAUCCGCCGUCACAAACGGACAAGCGCGACACCGACCUUGCCCGGCUCCAGCAGUGCAUUCGCAUCCUGUUGACCAAGGACUCUGACGACGCGCUGCCCCUGACGUACGAGAGCAUAUAUGCGACCUGCCGCUACGUGGUGUGCAACGCCCGCGACGGAGAAGCAUUGCACGGGCGCUUGAAGGCCGAGCUCGAGAAAUCCGUCGGGCAGCUGCAACGAUUCCUAUUGGAAACCUCCCCUGACGGCUUAUCAUGGCUGUACAGAUUCGUGGACGUCUGUGCAUGGUUUGAGACCCAAAUAAGCCUUCUUCAGUCCUUGUUGACGUUCUUGGAUCGAGAUUAUUCGACCUCAGACGGGUCUUCUCAGAGUGUGCGCGGAAUGGCGUUGGAUCUAUUCUUACACAACAUCAUAUGGCACGGCACCAUCGUGAAGAAUUUGGAAGAGGGGAUUAAGUCAUGGAUUCAAUGGGAGAGGGAAAACAGAAAGCCGCACGAAGCCCAGGCGAAGGUGGCCCAGCUGAUCGGUCACCUUCAGACUCACGACUCCUACCAAGCGCGGUUCGAGAGCUACUAUCUCGAGCUGAUCGCGGAGCACUACUCUGCCGAGUCAGACCGCCUGUCGAGCGCGGCCGACAAGGACGCAUCGGCCUUCCUCUUGCACUGCACGUCUCGCAUCGAUGAAGAAGUGGCGAGAUCCAGAGAGAUCUUGCCAAAGUCCAGCUGGGGCGCCAAGAAGGCACGCACGACUACUUUCACUUAUGGUCGAGUUUCUGACGCGUGGCCCUCAGGCAUCCCCAAGCUGAUGAAGAGCGAGGACAUACAAGGGCUGUCGCGGAUCUACCAUCUUUUCUUCCGGGUCGACGGCCUGAAAGAACUCAAUGGCCAAUUCAAAGCCUACGUCGAGAAGCAGCGAACGGUCAAAGCCGUCGUCCGCGACGCUGCCCGCGACGACGACAUGGUCGAUCGCCUUCUCAAGUUCAAAGCCUUCCUCGACCGCGCGCUGCAGGACGCGUUCGCCGACCCCGUGGUCAGCGCCGCGCCGUCGACGUCCGUGCUCGCGCGGACGCCGAACCGCGACUUUGGGUACGCGGUCACCGACGCGUUCGGCGUUGGCUUCAAGGCGCGGCGCAACAAGCCCGCGGAGAUGAUUGCGAAGCACGUUGACCGCAUGAUGCGCAAGGGCCAGCGGGGCGCGACCGACGCCGAGUUCGCGGCGCAGCUCGACGCCGCACUCGCGCUCUACAGGUUCACGGACGACAAGGACGUCUUCCGAACGUUCUACCAUCGCGCGCUCGCGAAGCGGCUGCUCUUGGAGCGCAGCGCCUCCGACGACUUUGAGAAGGCGAUCUUGAAGAAGCUGAAAGAGCUCUACGAUCCCGAGUUCAGCAUGGGCGACCACAUGUUCAACGACCUCGCCCUGUCUCGCGAGCUUAUGCAGGACUACCACAAGAAGCUCGAACAAGACAGCAGCGCGCGAAAUCUCAACGUGAUGGUUCUCCAACAGAGCUUCUGGCCUUUCUCCGCGCGCACGAGUGAUGCCGAUCUGCCUCCCGAGAUGCAAGCGGAGAUCGCCGCGUUCGCUGCUUUUUACAAGGGCAAGCACCAGGGCCACAAACUCGAUUGGGACCACGGGCUUGGGACGAUCAUUUUGACGUCCCGCUUCAGCGGGGGACAAAAGGAGCUGUCCGUCAGCCUCUACCAGGGCGUCGUCCUCCUCCUUUUCAACCGCAGCCCGAAGAUACCGUUCGCAGAGAUCAAGGCGAGCACCCGCAUCGAGGAUGCGGAGCUGCGGCGUACGCUGCAGAGCCUUGCCUGCGGGAAGAAGAAAGUGCUGAAGAAGCUGCCGCCUGGCCGGGACGUCGACGACGACGACGUUUUCGAAUUCAACGACGCCUUCACCGAUCCACGAGCUAAAGUCCACAUCAAUUCCAUUCAGGUCAAGGAGACGGUCGAAGAAGCGGCGCGCACGCAGACGGCCAUCGAAGGCGACCGCAAGCACUACCUCGACGCGGCCAUCGUGCGCAUCAUGAAGGCGCGCAAGCAGCUCAUGUACGAGCAGCUCAAGGCCGAGACGAUCGAGGCGGUCAAGAAGCAUUUCGUACCCGACGUAAGCAGCAUCAAGAAGCGCAUAGAGAGCCUCGUCGAACAAGAUUACUUGAAGAGAGACGAGGAAGAGACCAAUAUGUAUGUGUAUGUAGCAUAA
Heterobasidion irregulare TC 32-1 is the source of this 2433-nucleotide messenger RNA. RefSeq lists its product as uncharacterized. Gene Ontology annotation, biological process: DNA damage response; ubiquitin-dependent protein catabolic process; protein ubiquitination. Gene Ontology annotation, molecular function: ubiquitin protein ligase binding. The transcript has 11 exons. Gene Ontology annotation, cellular component: Cul4-RING E3 ubiquitin ligase complex. The record is from RefSeq and is a predicted model, not a curated record. Lineage: Eukaryota; Fungi; Basidiomycota; Agaricomycetes; Russulales; Bondarzewiaceae. Bases 1 to 2433 code for a protein of 810 amino acids.